AUGCGCGUCGUGUGUGUCCAGUGUACGCCGGAGCAGGGCAAGGUGCAGCAGAAUGCAGCGCAUAUCAUGUCGCUUGUGGAAACUGUAAAGCCGGGGUCAGUCGAUAUGCUUGUCCUGCCGGAAAUGGCGCUCACCGGGUACGUCCACGAUUCGCUCGACGCCAUCGAGCCGUUCCUGGAGAAUCCGUACGCUGAGGACGGCGCGACGUUUAACCUUGCUCGCGAUCUCGCGACAAGGCUGCAAUGCUACGUCGUUGCGGGCUUCCCGGAGCGUGCGUCGGCAGAGGCGCUCGCCGCGCAGCAUUCGCCACACCUGACAGAUGCGCGCCACCUGACGGACGAGCUCAAAGGCUCACCGCAUCUUCCGCAGGUUCGACAGAAGGCGUUUAAUGCCGCGAUGCUCGUCGGGCGCGACGGAAAACUCGUGCACGUCUUCCGCAAACACUUUUUGUACGAGCCCGACGCUACGUGGGCGGACGAAAGCGCAGGAUUUGGCUACAUCGAUUUGCAGGGUAUCGGACGCGUCUCGGUAGCUGUUUGCAUGGACUUGAACCGUACGUGGGCGCGGCGACUAACCACAGCGUACCUCUUGGACUCGGACUUUGAGCGCUACGAGCUGGCGCAUUUCUGCGACAAGAACCGCGUGGACUUUAUGGUUGUGUGCAUGAACUGGCUCCUCCCGGAAGAGGAGCUCGGAGCAUACGGCGAGAGCGACGGUAGUGCACCGAGUAUCCCUACCAUUAAUUACUGGGUGACACGCGCUAUGCCGCUAUGGGUGCCGGGCAUGGCGAAGCCAGGGCACGAAGGCCACAAGGUGACCAUGAUCGCAUGCAAUCGUACCGGCACGGAGCGUGGUAUGUAA
Molecule: messenger RNA, 861 nt
Organism: Malassezia vespertilionis
Lineage: Eukaryota; Fungi; Basidiomycota; Malasseziomycetes; Malasseziales; Malasseziaceae
Exons: 2
Coding region: 1-861 (286 amino acids)
Biological process (GO): protein catabolic process
Molecular function (GO): protein-N-terminal asparagine amidohydrolase activity; protein-N-terminal glutamine amidohydrolase activity
Source: RefSeq, a predicted model, not a curated record